Otolemur garnettii (small-eared galago) is the source of this 1423-nucleotide messenger RNA. RefSeq names its product RNA binding motif protein 43 (gene RBM43). Lineage: Eukaryota; Metazoa; Chordata; Mammalia; Primates; Galagidae. The transcript is spliced from 4 exons. The record is from RefSeq and is a predicted model, not a curated record. Bases 137 to 1162 code for a protein of 341 amino acids.
CGCCCUUUCGUCGAACGGUCUCCAAGGGACUGGGAACAAAAAACCGAAACCAAAACCUGCCUGCUCACCCGCGUCCCCAGUGCCUGCGCUUCGCCGGCUUCGGGCUUCCUGCAGCGGCCGAGGACGCGUCACCGCCAUGGCGUCAGUUUUGAAUGUGAAAGUAUCCAAAGCUCCUGAAAGAACGGUUGUAGUGGCUGGUGUUCCAGAUGGCCCUCUUAGUCAUCAGUUUUGGGCCUUAUUAGUGAAGAGGCACUUCCAAGAUAUCAAGAAUGAAGGUGGAGAUGUUGAAAAUGUGAUAUAUCCAUCAAGAACCAAGGGAGUUGCAUAUGUAAUAUUCAAAGACAAAGAAGAUGGAUAUGCCAAUAUAGUAUCUGGUAAAAUUGAGUUGAGAAAUAUCAGUUGCGUCUUCAGCUCCGUACAUGCUACCCUUGAUCUUUCUAUUUUUCGGGGUCAAGUUACUCUAGAGAAUCUGGUAAUGGACUUGAAAAAGAAAAUCCCAACUUUAAGUUUCAGUCCUUUGGCACCCAGUGGAAUAAUCUCCGUGGAAGGAUCAUUUCUGGCUAUCAAGAAGCUCAAAGAGUCUUUGCUUUUAAAAACAAGGUCUCUUUUAGGAAAAAAAGGAGAUUUUACCAGUGAGGGGAGAAAGUGGAAUAGGCAAAGCCCCCCAAGGAAUCGACAGAAAAAUCAUAACUCGGUAGAGUCACUCGGGACCUUAGUGCCUGAGACUGCCAGCAGCGGAGAAAUGCUUACGUUUGACACGGAUGUUUUUCUUUACCUGAAACAAAAGUCUGGACUUUAUGAAAGCAUACUGAACAGAUACUGUGUUCUAAGUCGGGAGAGAGCAGACGGGGAAAUCACUACAAUUUGUCUACAGAGUGUUCAAGGGUGUUCUCAGCCAGACAAUGUAAAAUAUGUAAAAAAGCUCAUUGAAGAAUGGUCACACAACCUGCACUUACAGCUUAGAAAAGAGACAUUUAUGUUGGAAGGAAGGGAAAAUAGAGAGAAAAGAAUGAUUAAGAUGGCUUGCGAGCAAUUAAGGUCGAAGUACCUCAAGGUUCUGGUUAACUUUUGUCAGACACAUGUUGACAUCAUAGGAUCUUCUUCUGACACUUACCUAUUUAAAAAAGAGGUCAUGAAAUUAACAGGGGAAAAGGUUAGUUAAUAAAACCUCAGCAGUAGUAACGACAAUGGUUGCUUUCCAGUGCUGAGCUGGGACCAUGCUGUAUAUGAGGCUAGCUUUACACGCCUAUCUCAUUAAUCAUUUUGACUGUACUUCAUUAUAAUAAGAGAAGAAAUUGGGCUUUGUAAAAGUUAAAACACUUAAUCCGAAGUUAUCCAACUGAUGAGAAAUGUGUCUGGGGCUUAACCCACUCUAUUUGAUUACAGAUACUAUCUAAGAAAUAAAACUUUGAAAAAAACUCGA